AUGAGUGAGGUUUUUGACUUUGAGCAAGUCUAUCGCGACGUCGAAAACAUUGAACCACUUACGAAGAAAGACAUACUCGAAUUUCUCAACCAGUACAUCCAUCCCUCUUCUUCAACUCGCGCAAAACUCUCUAUACAUCUUAUUGCACGGGCAUCUACUGGAACCUCUGCAGCAGCAGGAGACUGGGCCGCCGCUUGGGAGAAUCCUGACGCUUCAGUGUUGCGUGAAAAUCAAGACGUAGUAGUAGUCAAUGGACAUGAGCCUUCAGUGUCCAGCGCGAAGAUUCCCGUCAAGGUUGAAAAUGUCAAAGAAUGGAAGGCAGGUCUGCACCUUUCGGCGGCUGCAACACCAGUGAAGGGCCUAACCGAAUUCGAGGAGUUUGGAUCGAAGUCACGAAGUGCCUUUUCAAGUCCUUCCUCGGCGCGGUAUUAG
Messenger RNA from Aspergillus fischeri NRRL 181, 432 nucleotides. RefSeq lists its product as uncharacterized. The transcript is spliced from 2 exons. Gene Ontology annotation, molecular function: metal ion binding. Lineage: Eukaryota; Fungi; Ascomycota; Eurotiomycetes; Eurotiales; Aspergillaceae. The record is from RefSeq and is a predicted model, not a curated record. The coding region runs from base 1 to 432 and encodes 143 amino acids.